Humulus lupulus (European hop) is the source of this 871-nucleotide messenger RNA. Its product is annotated as photosystem I reaction center subunit XI, chloroplastic-like. NCBI's taxonomy places the organism in Eukaryota, Viridiplantae, Streptophyta, Magnoliopsida, Rosales, Cannabaceae. The transcript is spliced from 2 exons. Gene Ontology annotation, cellular component: photosystem I; photosystem I reaction center; chloroplast thylakoid membrane. Gene Ontology annotation, biological process: photosynthesis. Bases 72 to 761 code for a protein of 229 amino acids. The record is from RefSeq and is a predicted model, not a curated record.
UCUACAAAAUCUCUUGUCCAAAAGAGCCUUCGUUUUCAUUUCUGCCACCCCAAAAAAAAAAAAAAAAUUCAAUGGCUGCCGUGACUUCUUCUAUGGCUGCUAGUCAGCUCAAGAACAACAACAUUACUCGGACUCGGUCCUUCACUAGGGAGCUGUUUCACUCUCCAAAGGGCAUCUCUGGAUCUCCACUUAGACACUUUCCCACCUCCAACUCCAACAACAAACGUCUUCCUAAUUCUUUCACUGUAAAAGCCAUUCAAUCUGAAAAGCCAACUUACCAAGUGAUCCAACCAAUCAAUGGUGACCCCUUCAUCGGAAGCCUAGAGACUCCGGUGACAUCAAGCCCAUUGAUCGCAUGGUACCUCUCCAACCUGCCAGCCUACCGUACAGCAGUGAACCCGCUUCUCAGGGGAGUGGAGGUUGGGCUGGCCCACGGGUUUCUCCUAGUGGGCCCAUUUGUAAAGACCGGCCCACUCAGGAACACGGCCAUUGCGGGUCAAGCCGGGUCCUUGGCCGCGGGAGGGCUUAUUGUGAUACUCAGCAUUUGCUUGACCAUGUACGGAACGGCGUCGUUUAAGGAAGGUGAGCCCUCCACCGCUCCUGCGUUGACUUUGACCGGGCGGAAGAAGGAGCCGGACCAGCUUCAGACUGCAGAUGGAUGGGCCAAGUUCACGGGUGGGUUUUUCUUUGGUGGGAUUUCUGGUGUCAUUUGGGCCUAUUACCUUCUCUAUGUUCUGGACCUUCCUUACUAUGUCAAGUAAUGGGCCUAUUUGUAUGUAUGUAUGUAUGGGUCUAUAAUGUUCACUCUUGUCUAGUCUCACCUUGUUUGUACAUCUAAAUCAACCAUGGUUAAUGAAAAUUUAUCAUCAAA